AUGCCAGCAAACGGAGGUAGUGUAGUUCCUGCGCAGUAUCCAUCAUGGAGCAGGACCACUGAUGGCACAAGAAAUGGAUUCCGUGCGGCAUCUCAUUUGCUCUCCACUACAUGUAGAAACUCAAACCCAUCUUUUAUUACGAAGCGUCUGUCGGAAGAAAAAUUUGGUGAUAAGUCGCAGUCAUCAGCACGUUCUCUCCCAUGUGAACACAGUUUGGAAUCGCGCCCUUCUCCGCGUCGGCCACCAGCAUUUCCUCUUGUUUUGGGUACAUUCGAGUACGGUUAUACAUAUGGAAGUAGCAGCUACAGACACGAUCAAGCAACAUUUCUCGGCACUCCACGAUUGCACACUCGCUACCAACCGGACUAUCCUAUUUACCGGCAUGUCAAUCGCUCCUUACAAGAGACGCGCCGGCGACAGUUCUCACCAUUCAUGCCGUUCCAACGAUAUACAGAUAAAUCAAGCAAAGAGCAGCAUUAUGACGGAAGAUCUUAUAACUGCAAAGAAAAACAUAGGACACGAGAGUUUCCUGUAAAUCAUGACUGGGACGACGCUGAGACGCACAAACGGCUCGCCCAUUCAGUUUAUUCGGCUGGAGCAUUAAUCAUCUGGAAAGAAGAUGGGUACUGCGGCUUCCUGUGUGACAAAAACACCCUGUACGGGAACUUGCACUUCUAUGCGGACUGUGACACAAUUAUAGAGGAAGACGACAAACCGUUAGAAGGUCUAUGUGCGGAACGUCUCAAAAGAGGUCAACGAGUUGAGAUCGAGGCAGAGUUUAGUGAACCUGAUCUUGCCGACCCAGACGUUCAUCAUCUGGUUCAUGUGGACAAGAUAUUAAAAAUCGGAGGUGAAGCGAGUUUGGAGAGAGUUUGUCAAGAAGUCCUCGUACCACUGACAAAAAAGAAGUCUUCUUCGUACUUCAAAGCUUUGUGCGAGACGGGUGAUCUGGUUUACAUCCAUCCAUCAAUUUUUCUGUCGCAAACGCUAUUGGAGUUUAUGAAGCAACAUGCAAUAAGAUGUCGGCCACAGUAUGUGGAAGACGCUUUGAGCGUACUUUGCUCAAAUCGGUGCAUACGUGGAGAAGUUGCUGUAGCUCCGAGUCAUGCAAUCAUAAAACCGUACAACAGUAAUGAAUUAGUGUACUACUCGCUCAUCAGUGCACCGCUGGAAUUCAAGAGCCCUCUCAAAGUUGGAGGUCAAGUUCGCUACACUGCUUGCCUCGAUUUGCCAAACUCAACAUACAAGUGGCGCUGUCUUGGGGUUGCAAGAAUUUCUCGGGUUGACUUAGGAGAGGAAGUGAAAGAGGAGUCGACUAGCAUAGGUAAUAUUCCUACUUCCAAGCCUGCUCUCACAGGGGGUGAAAUUUUCAAACCAGCAAAUGAAGUUUCUGAAAAUAUUUGUGAUGAAGUGAAGACCGACACUGUAAAAGCAGAAGAAAAUAUGAACGAAAUUCUCAUUAAAAUAGAUUCGAACGAUGAGAAACGAGAGAAACCGCGGAUUUGCAGCUUAUUACAUAUGCUUCGCACUCCCCCGGAAACAUUCGAUACUGUUCCAGUGUGCCUCAACGAAACUCCAAGGAAAGUAUUCAGUUAUGGUGAUGAGGCACCAUGUCAUUUUACUAUCAGAGAUGAGUUGGAGCGAAGUCAAUAUGCAAACUUUUCAGCCUUGUAUAAAAGUAUGGAAGAUUUUCUUCUUCGCCAUGCACGACGUAGAUACAAGCAUAAGCGCCGUCAUUUCAAUGACGGGAUUUCCAAAGGCGGUAUAAACGAAAGCGAAAACAAAGGAAAAUCUGCAAAUAAUCCAGCGAGGAUUAGUGCGAUCAGUAACGAUCUCGAGCCUUCCGUGGGAAGAUUUAAUUUUGUUGGUGUUGGGGAUGAUAUCAGCCAAAUGGUCGCAGCGCAGAAGCAACGAGAGCAGCUAACGUCAAAGGCUCCAAAAGUUCCGCAGAGAUCAGGCAAAGGGUGGUGGUAUCGUCGUACAACGCCUCGUAUUUAUCCAACAGUAGUUGUAGCCGAGUUUAUCAAGAAUCGUGACAAGGAAAAGGACUGCAAUGAAAAUAUCAAUGUCCAUAAAUUGACGAAGACUAUAAUUAUUUGCAAUGCAGGGGAGUUUGAGGAUGAAGAUGAAUUCAGCAUUAGUAGCAAAAAAGACCUCCAAGCUAAUCAUACAUUAUUCGAAACCAAAGAUAAAGAACCAAAUAUUAUGACGUUACUGCAAAAUGAUCAGAUAAUGGGAAACUUUUUUGGACCCUUGCUCAAAAACUUGAAGAAAUGACCGCAUUGUCUAUCAUCUAAGUGAUCUAUUACAAACGAGAGUUUGAGAAAACGAUUACGUUCAGUUAAUGUGCCGAGGCAC
Cylicocyclus nassatus is the source of this 2358-nucleotide messenger RNA. The record is from the annotation of a GenBank genome assembly. Lineage: Eukaryota; Metazoa; Nematoda; Chromadorea; Rhabditida; Strongylidae.